AUGCCGGCCCCGCUGCCGAGCCCCAGCCCGGCGCCGCCUCCCGCUUCCGCCGCCGUGGGGGCGGGACCGGCCCCGUUAAAGGCGGCGGGGCCCGGGAGGCGCCGCGUCCCCCCGCGCCAUGGCCGAGGAGGCGGCGGCGCAGGAUCUCCUGCUGGCAGCGGCGUUCGUCUCCGAUGCGCAGUACAACAGGAAUAUUCCUUUCAAGACCUCUCCGGAGGCUGUCAGGCUUUAUCACCUCUAUAACCACUGGAUGAUGCGAACAGCCACCUACUUCUUCAUCUUCCUCAACCUGUCCCUUGCCCUGUUUGAGGAACCUGCUGUGUAUCCGCUCCCUUUCCUGGCCACGUCAGUGCUGGAGGUGUUGUGCCUUCUGGUGUUCCUCGGCCGGCUGACACACUUUGCCAAAGUCACCCUGCACAACGUGUUCUGGAAGGACACCAAGAACAUCUGCAUCAUGGUGGCAAUCCUGCUAUCCCUGACAGACCUGGCCAUAUAUGGGGUCCUCAGGCUGUAUGAUGUGAGGAGCAUCCGAUGGUCAAGGAUUGUGAGGCCCAUCUUCCUCAUCAACUUUGCAGAGAGUCGCCAGAUCCGGAGGGCCUUCCGCAGCAUCCGCAACACGCUGCCGGAGAUCACCUACGUCUUCCUGCUCUUCAUGUUCAGCCUCCUCAUGUUCUCCCUCAUGGCCUUGAAGCUGUUUGGAGAGAGGAAUCUCCAGACAGCAGAAGGCUUGCCCUACUUCAGAAACUACCUGGAGAUUGUGUUUGACCUCUACGUGCUGGUGACAACAGCAAACAGCCCGGAUGUCAUGAUGCCAGCGUUUGACUUCAGCUCCUGGUACGCCCUGUUCUUCAUCGCCUUCGUCAUCGUCAACACUUACAUCUUCAUGUCUCUCUUCCUGGCCGUGGUCUACAACAACUACAAAAAACACCUGAAGAACGAGAUCCGUAAACUCGCCUACAUGAAGCGCCGCAAGAUGAUCGAGGCCUUCAACCUCCUGAAGGAGGAGGAGGGAGAGCAGUUCGUGGUUCGGGAAGCCCGCUGGAAGCAGCUGGUCAAGCUGGUGGCUCCUGACACCAGCAAUUCCCACCGGGAGCUGCUGCUCCGCAUCUCGGAUGACGAGCAGAAAGGGUUCGUAGACAAGAAGUCCUUCGUGCAGCUGGCAGACCUGCUCAACAUCCAGGUGGUGACGCUGAAGAUCCGCAGGCACCCCCUGGCGCGCUGGGCGCCGGCGCUGUACGGAUCCGCGCCCAGCCGGCUCCUGCGCAGUGUCGUGAGGCACAGGGCUUUUGUUUGGACUUAUGAUGCCAUCAUCCUGAUAAAUGCUGUCUUCAUUGCUCUGGAUGAGGAAAGUCCCUACAUUUCCUACGCAGAGUGGGUGUUCCUUGCUCUGUACAUCAUCGAGAUCCUCCUGAAGGUCUACACUUAUGAACCCAGGGAGUUCUUUGGCAAAACCCAGUUCUGGAACUGGUUUGAUACUCUCAUCAUCUUUGCUGCCCUGACUGCAACGAUUCUCAAUGCCACCCUCAAGUCCACCAUGAAGUACAACAGCCAGCAGAUCCUGGACAUUGUGUUCAUCCUGAGAGUCCUCAGGCUGAUCCGGAUUGUUGACAGCAUUCAGAGGUUCCAGGUCAUCAUGAACACCCUGAUAAACAUCGUCCCAACCAUGCUGACAUUUGGUGGGCUCACUCUGGUUGUGUAUUGUGUGUUUGCUAUCAUUGGCAUGGAGUUAUUCCAUGGGAAAAUCCAGUACUUCCCAGCCAACUCGAAUGCUCCUCACGCCCUGGAAUGUGGGAAUCCAGCUCUCAAGGAUUCCCUCUUUGCCCGUGGGAAGUACUGCAAGAACAACUUCAACAACUUUGCCUCAUCCUUCAUCGUCCUCAUGGAGCUCACUGUGGUCAACCAGUGGCACGUCUUUGCCAAUGGAUUUGCCAACGUGACAGCUCAGCCUGCCAAGCUCUACUUCAUCGCCUUCCACAUUGUGAUGGUGAUAAUCAUUGUCAAUAUCUUCGUGUCGUUCAUCUUGGAAGCUUUCUUUGUGGAGUACUCCCUGGAGAAGAGUGAAGUGGAAACUGCCAUCGAGCAGAAAAUCCAGGAGCUGGGAAUGGGAGUUCAAGAGAAUUUCGAGGCUCAGAUCCGGAACUACCGAGGGCCCGACCCGCUGGAGCCGUGGGACAGGUACCUGCGGUGGGCAGAGGGAUGUCUCCCUGCCCACGAGAAGCAGCGCCGCUGGCCCGGGCUCCUGGAGGAGCUGGUGGAGCUGUUCGUGAGCGACAAGCGCUACCAGCAGGACCCGCGCUUCGUCAGCUACUGCGUCAAGCUGGCAGAGUUCAUCUCUUCCCCGUGCCAGUACUUUGAGUACCUGCACGGGCAGGGAAUCGGGGCCAGGAUCUCGGAUUUCUACCUGGCCUGGGCUCAGCUGCUGCUGAAGGAGGGCAACGUGCAGGGAGCAGCAGCUGUGCUCCAGAAAGGGCUCCUCAACCAGGCACAGCCCCGGGAGAACCUGCAGCAGCUCCACUGCUCCCUGCAGAGUUACGAUCCUCGGAAUCCUCCUUUGCAAGACCCUGCUGCUGUGAAACCACUUCAGACUUCCCAUGCUGCAAAUCAAAUGGCUCCUCCAAAAGUUGUUUCGAGUCCUAAUCCCUGCAAAACUCAGGGUCUAGAUGCUGCUGGUUCUCAAUCCUGCGCUGCUGGAAAAGACGUGAAUUACAUCACCUACAUCUCCAAGUCCGAGGUUGCGCCGAAGCCGCCGUCGGGCGCCGCCGGCUGGGAGCAGGUGCCCAUGUACGACAAGAACCUGCUCCUGUGCCAGGGCUCCGAGCUCUCCUUCGAGGAGCUGAGGGCCAAGAGAUACUUCAGGAAAUAUGAGCUCCUCAGGAGGCAGCAGGCACUGGAGGAGGAGCAGAAAGACUCCAUGAGGAAAAAGGAGUCGGCAGUCCUGGAACUGCAAGCCCUGCAGCAGAAGCUGGACCAGCUCACCCAGCUCUCCAGGAGCCUGGAGGAAACGAGACUGGAACCAGCAGCUGAGCCAAACCAGAGGGUGGUGCCCCCGUCUGCGAGGCCCAGCACAUCGCACAUCCCAGGGAGCUGGAUGGCAGCAGCUCCAGGGCUGGAUGUGCCAAAGGGCCAAGCCCUGGUGCCUGAGCAGCCCCAAUUCCCGGCGCCACCAGCGACCGCUCCCGCCCUGCGGCCAGCGAAGCCCCUUGGCAACCACAUCCCAGCCACCUCCCCCUGGGAAGCACCGGAGGAGAAGGGCCCAUCUGGAGCUCGGGCAGAGCCUGGGGAGCUCCAGAAGAGUUUGCUGCACGCUGCCUUCAGUGCUGCUCCAGCCCAGGAACGGGCUCAUCCCCACCCAGCUCCGCCUCGCGGCGCGGGAGAGCUGUCCCCUAACAAAGGAUCCACUGGAUUAACUCCUGCUGUGGAUGUGAAGGAAGCCUCCAGAGUUGGGAAUUCCUCCUUUGCCUACGGAAAUGCUUCCCAGGCCACCCCCAACACCUCGCUGGGAGGAGCAAUGGGGACGACAACGCCCUUCAAGGUGCAGCCAUCACCCACGGUUCACACAAAAGAAGCCUUGGGUGUUCUCAUGGAUAUGUUCCAAACACCUUUCUUGCCUGAGCCAUCUCCCCUGGAAGACAGUGAGGAGCAGUUCGAAGCCUUUUGCAGAAAAAAGUCUGGUGGAUGUUUGAAAACCAGCAUUGUUGUCCCUGCCACUCCUGCCUUUGCCAUCUUUGAGGAUGAGGAGGAGAAGGAGAAUGGCGGGAUCCCACAGCACAAGAACAAACCAGAAGAGCCCAGAACUUUUGGAGAACAUCCCUUGACUGACUGUGCAGCAGAAGAAGAAACAGGGACCACGGAAUUCCUGCGGGAUGAUUACACGGUGUGGAAUGGCCCCUGCAGCAACAAAGUCCUGGCUCCCAGUCCAGACAACACCAGGGAUUUUGCCCGAGCUGCCCAGCUCAUGUCCACACCCUUUAAUUACCUGGCAGCUCCUUCCAAGCCCCCUUUGCAGGACAGAGCUUGUAAGGAAAAUUUUCCCCAAAUGAGUUUGGAAUUCUCUGGAGAACUGCACAGGCAGCCAAAGCCCAAGAAGUUAAGCCCUGUUCUCGAACACGUCCCAGAACAGAGAGGGCUUUGUGGUAACAUCCUGAAACAAGGGACUGGAAUCCAGGGAAUUGCUGCAGCUGCUUCCCAACCACUGCAUGAGCAGACAGCUCAAAGCAGAACUGGACAUUCCUCCUUCCUUGGGGUGGAUAGACCUUCCCAGGAGAUGCUGUGUGGAGCUGGGCAGGACAGGACAGCGUGCAGCGGGAGACCUGCAGUCCUUGUUGAGAACCCUUGGGACAAGGAAUUGAUUGGCAAAUUCUUGUCGGAGCUUCCGAAGCCGCUCCACACCUACGCCAACUACUUUGAGUGGAAAUCUCCCCUUCCAUUCAUCAAAGCGAAGGCUGGACUCUCACUGGGUUCCAGCUCAUUCCAUGUGGACUGCUUGGUUGGAGAAGGAGCUUUUGCCCAAGUCUAUCAAGCUUCCAUCCUGGAUGCCAGUAACCCUCAGAAUAAUCAGAAAGUGAUAUUCAAGGUCCAGAAACCCGCCAACCCUUGGGAGUUCUACAUUGCAACCCAGCUGGUGGAGAGGCUGAGCCCCAGCGUGCGCCACCUCUACAUCCACUUCUACUCCGCCCAUUUCUUCGCCAACGGCAGCGUUUUGGUGGGGGAGCUCCACAACUACGGAACGCUGCUCAAUGCUGUCAACAUUUACAAGAAGCUCCCAGAGAAGGUGAUGCCCCAAGCCCUCGUCAUCUACUUCGCUGUCAAAAUCCUUCACAUGGUGGAGGAGCUGCACAGCUGCAAAAUCAUCCACGGGGACAUCAAACCUGACAAUUUCAUCCUGGGAGAAAGGUUCCUGGACAACAGCACGUGUGACAUCGACGGGCUCUGCCACGGCCUGACCCUCAUUGACCUGGGCCAGAGCAUCGACAUGAAGCUCUUCCCUGAGGGAACAGCCUUCACUGCCAGGUGUGAAACAUCUGGAUUCCAGUGCGUGGAAAUGCUGACCAACAAACCAUGGAACUACCAGACAGACUACUUUGGGAUCGCAGCCACCGUGUACUGCCUGCUCUUCGGGUCCUACAUGCGCCUCAAGGAUGACAACGGGGUCUGGAAGCCCGAGGGAACCUUCAGGAGGCUUGCCAACGCUGAGCUGUGGAAAGAGUUCUUUGAGAGCCUGCUGAACAUUCCCAGCUGCCACAACCUGCCUUCCCUCAGAGCCCUGCGCCAGAAGCUCAAGGAUUUAUUUUGCAGGUCCUACGCUAAGGAAAUCAAGUUCCUUCGGAACAGACUUGUUGUGUUGCUCCUCGAGCACAAACGCUCACGGAAAUAAGGGUUGAGUUUGCCCAGUUUCCAAGGACUUGGGGUUUUAUGGAUGUGGAAUAUUUUUGUAAUAACUUGGUUUCAACUAAUAAAUGGGUUUGGGUUGA
This is a messenger RNA of Motacilla alba alba, 5471 nucleotides long. RefSeq names its product BUB1 mitotic checkpoint serine/threonine kinase (gene BUB1). The transcript has 41 exons. Gene Ontology annotation, biological process: protein phosphorylation; monoatomic ion transport; transmembrane transport. Gene Ontology annotation, cellular component: membrane. The record is from RefSeq and is a predicted model, not a curated record. Gene Ontology annotation, molecular function: monoatomic ion channel activity; protein kinase activity; ATP binding. NCBI's taxonomy places the organism in Eukaryota, Metazoa, Chordata, Aves, Passeriformes, Motacillidae. The coding region runs from base 119 to 5374 and encodes 1751 amino acids.